GAGUCGCUACUGUGGUGUUUCAAACAAUGUGGGAACUGGUGGUGGCGGCUGGGAACGACUUGUCCGGACCGGCUUUUUGAAAAUGGACUCUUCCUAUGUGGCGACACGUUGGCGGACCGCGCACUGAGCAGAUUUCUGGAGACAUGGCCACAGAACAUAUUAAUGGAAAUGGUCCAGAAGAACCAAUGGACACCUCUGCUGCAGUUACCCAUUCUGAGCACUUCCAGACUUUAUUAGAAGCUGGUUUACCACAGAAAGUUGCUGAAAAACUAGAUGAAAUUUACAUAGCAGGAUUGGUGUCACACAGUGACUUAGAUGAUCGAGCGAUUGAGGCUCUGAAAGAAUUCAACGAGGAAGGUGCUCUCCAAGUCCUGUUGCAAUUCAAGGACAGCGACCUCUCACAUGUUCAGAACAAAAGUGCCUUUCUUUGUGGCGUGAUGAAGACAUACAGACAAAGAGAGAAGCAAGGGACCAAAGUGGCAGACACCAACAAAGGACCAGAUGAAGCCAAAAUCAAAGCAUUGCUGGAGAGGACUGGUUACACACUGGAUGUAACUACGGGCCAGAGGAAGUAUGGUGGUCCACCACCUGAGUCAGCUCACUCCGGAGCACAGCCGACUGUUGGCACCGAGAUAUUUGUUGGCAAAAUCCCCAGAGAUCUGUUUGAGGAUGAGCUUGUUCCUCUGUUUGAGAAAGCUGGGCCCAUCUGGGACCUGCGCCUGAUGAUGGAUCCUCUCAGUGGCCUCAACAGAGGCUACGCCUUUGUCACUUUUUGCACUAAAGAGGCAGCACAGCAGGCUGUCAAAUUGUGCAACAACAAUGAAAUUCGACCUGGCAAACAAAUUGGCGUGUGCAUCUCAGUGGCCAAUAACAGACUGUUUGUUGGCUCUAUCCCCAAGAGUAAAACAAAAGAGCAGAUUGUUGAAGAAUUUGCAAAAGUCACAGAGGGUUUAAAUGAUGUCAUAUUGUACCACCAACCUGAUGACAAGAAGAAAAACCGUGGCUUUUGCUUCCUGGAGUAUGAAGACCACAAGACAGCGGCUCAGGCCCGCCGACGUCUGAUGAGUGGCAAAGUGAAAGUGUGGGGCAAUGUGGUCACCGUAGAAUGGGCUGAUCCUAUUGAGGACCCCGACCCAGAGGUCAUGGCUAAGGUGAAAGUGCUGUUUGUGAGGAACCUAGCAAGCUCUGUUACAGAGGAGAUUCUUGAAAAGGCCUUUAGUCAGUUUGGCAAGUUGGAGCGUGUGAAAAAAUUGAAAGACUACGCAUUCAUCCAUUUUGAAGAAAGAGAUGGUGCUGUGAAGGCCCUGGCGGAUCUCAAUGGAAAGGACCUGGAAGGAGAACAUAUUGAGAUAGUCUUUGCCAAGCCUCCUGACCAGAAGAGGAAAGAGCGCAAAGCUCAGAGACAAGCAGCCAAAACACAAAUGUAUGAUGAAUACUAUUACUACGCACCUCCACACAUGCCGCCACCCACAAGAGGCCGCGGACGAGGCGGGCGUGGUGGUUACUCUUACCCCCCAGACUACUACAGCUAUGAAGACUAUUAUGAUUACUACGGCUACGACUACCACAACUACCGGGGCGGCUAUGACGACCCGUUCUAUAGCUACGAUGAUUUCCAGGGCUCUGGGAGAGGAAGAGGAGGAGCAAGAGGUGGUCUCCGUGGUAUCAGUCAAACCAGGGGCCGCGGCAGCAUCACACCUAGAGGGAGAGUGGGCUUCUCACAGCGUGGCGGCUCUGGAACGAGCAGAGGUCAAUUCACAAUAUUCUCCAGCAGGAAGAUGCUUUGACAAGAUGUGAUGUGUAACUGCACGUUUUUGUAAGUACAAGACUGUAUACUGUAUGCAUGUAAUUCUUGAUGUGUAAACCUUAAUUAAAGUUCCUUUAACUGUGAGGCAUAUUGUAGGGAUUAGCGUAUCAAAAAUAGGCAUUUGUAGGACUUUAUAGUGGUGCGUCCAUUAUUCGUUGUUUUUCGACAUGGGGGGUGUUGUCUUGGAAUCUAAUCCCCGUGAAUAGUGGGGAUCUACUGUAUUAAUUUGAUUUGUCAAGUAGUCAGGUCAGACCAUAAUAAUGUGUGAGCACUUAAGUGGAUACAGCAGCAGACCAAGGUUGUUCAUUCAAACUUUAGUUAAAAACGGGAGGAAUUCUUGCCGCACUGCUAGAGGCUGUGCUACAUGAUUUAUUAAGCAAAACGUUUCUUUCCCUCUGAUUGGUCCAGCAGGGAAGCGGGGCCGAGGGCGGUCCUGACCUGUCAAACACAGCGGAUACUGACUUGAUGUGUGGGGUUACACCAUGAGCUGCAAAGGAUGUUGAAACAAAAAAAGAGCGUGACAAAAAAAGGUCCAAUGAUAUUCCAGCCUUACAGAAGAAGCAUCUCUCCCCUUUUGUUUUUUUUUUGUUAGUUUAAACUAAACUGCCACCUUUUUAAAAGAAGACCGCACGAUUUUGUAUACUCGCCUAAGCCUCUGUCACCCCUGUGCCCCUUUUAGCGAGCCCUGACAACAGGGUGUCAAUUUAUUGCCCCAACAAUCUCCCCCGUUCCCUGUCCCCAAACAUGCCAUUUUUAAAUAAUUAUUGAAGAAUUUGCACUUUUUAAGUUUCUUAGGUUUGAAGUGGCUCGAAGGAGCUUGAUGCUAUUGUAUAUUUUUGUGCUAAUCGCAAUUUUUAUUGUUGGAAUAUCCACGUUAAAUCAUUUUGAUGUGGAUGUUUGAAAGAGAACAUUUGCAGGUUUUUAUUUAGGGUGUACCCACCUGGCAUGGAUAAGUCAGGCAUUCCAAGAAAGUGGUUCUUUUCAGAACUUGUCUUUAAAGGGUUGGUUGACUACCUCAGUACAGAGGACUAAACUACCCGGCCUGUACUGUAAAUAGGGAAACUAUAUUGAUGAAAGCAAGGCUUGUUCUCAAUACAAAAUAUGCACAAGAGCUGGGGCACACAAACAAUGUACUUAAUGUAAUAUAGUCAUUUUUGCUGCAGCUCUGACACUGCAAACAGUCAAACUGGGCAUGCAAAACUAUCUCAUCAGAUGAGUCCGAACAAGCCUUGCUUUUAUCCUAUUUUGAACUGAAUUAGCUGCCUCGCUUCUUCAGAGUAUGUAGUUACUGUUUGUAUAGUUUUUUUUUUUUGGAUAAAAUGUUACUUUGUAAAGGCUUCAAUGUCACCGGCAUCAGACAGCCUUUGAUUUUAAUGGAUAACAAAUAAAGGCCCUGCAGUGUCCCUUUGUGCCACUGUAUUCCAGUGGGUUUGUUUUUUUUAAUAUCAAACAUCAGAUAUCAGAAUCAUUCAAUGUCAUUGCCAAUCUGUCAAUUGUGUAAACUCAUGUUCAUCUGGACCGGUCCCUUUUUUCCAUCUCCCAAACCAGCAACUGUGUACAAGUUCGUCUUGAUGACCAGUUAGGCAUUAUGUUAUGCCUAAAGUUCUGGUUUUGGUGUUGGGAUCACAAUGUGGUAUAAGGGAUGCUGCAGUGAAUGAAAUAUAUUUCCAGGUAUAUCACCAAGGAAACUGUGCUGUUCAAUUCCAGUUUUCUAUACAGUUAACUCCCUCAAUAAAAUUCAUAACCACCUUUUGAAAAAAAAAAAUGUUAGCAGUUUUAAACUAUUGUUGGUGGCCAACAACGUUUUUUGCAUUCCUGCAAAUAAAUUGUUUUAUACUGUAAAAUGGAGGUGAGUGUAACUUAUUUUUGUAAUAAAGUUUUUGAUUUCUA
Molecule: messenger RNA, 3697 nt
Organism: Doryrhamphus excisus (bluestripe pipefish)
Lineage: Eukaryota; Metazoa; Chordata; Actinopteri; Syngnathiformes; Syngnathidae
Product: heterogeneous nuclear ribonucleoprotein Q
Molecular function (GO): RNA binding
Source: RefSeq, a predicted model, not a curated record